AUGGCAAAACUCACUGAUGAUGCCGACUACGAUGCCGGCGAACAGUUUGAGAAUCUUUUGGCACACAUCAUUUGUCUUGCAUUUGCACAUCUUGCUGGUGUCCUAAUUGGUCGUCGAGGCAUCGCCACACGACGAUUUUAUGUGUUCCAACGGGCCUGGCGUUGCCAACUGGGCCAAGAGCGGCUGCGAGCAACUCGUCGCCAAGUGGUUCGUCUCUUCUAA
Molecule: messenger RNA, 222 nt
Organism: Protopolystoma xenopodis
Lineage: Eukaryota; Metazoa; Platyhelminthes; Monogenea; Polystomatidea; Polystomatidae
Source: the annotation of a GenBank genome assembly